Molecule: messenger RNA, 2658 nt
Organism: Alternaria ethzedia
Lineage: Eukaryota; Fungi; Ascomycota; Dothideomycetes; Pleosporales; Pleosporaceae
Gene: GPH1
Product: Non-essential glycogen phosphorylase
Exons: 8
Coding region: 1-2658 (885 amino acids)
Biological process (GO): glycogen catabolic process
Cellular component (GO): cytoplasm
Molecular function (GO): glycogen phosphorylase activity; pyridoxal phosphate binding
Source: RefSeq, a predicted model, not a curated record
AUGGCCGCAAACCCUUCCCCCCGCGAGCGCAAGCCCUCGACUAGCGCUCCCCUCGGUGACCUCAAGGGUCCCGUUGGGCCUUCAUUCACCCGUCCCAAGCACAAGAGGACGGUAACUGGCUUUGGCCCCAGUGAGAUCAAGAACGUAGAAGCGAGCAUCCCAGAGCCCCAGCGCGAGGCAUGGAGAAAGUUUAUGCCCAAGCCCUUCUCGACGCCAGACGACUUUACGAAAGACGCUGUUCGCCAUAUCGAGACUACCCUCGCACGCUCCCUCUUCAACUGCGACGAGUCUGCUGCCUACGCUGGAACUGCCCUCGCCUUCAGGGAUCGCUUGGUCUUGGACUGGAACAAGACGCAGCAGAGCCAGACCUUUGCUGACCAGAAGCGUGUAUACUAUCUCUCCCUCGAGUUCUUGAUGGGCCGCGCUCUGGACAAUGCCAUGCUCAACGUUGAGCAGAAGGAUAUCGCUUCCAAGGGUCUCAGCGAUCUCGGCUUCCGCAUGGAGGACAUUGUAUCUCAGGAGCAUGAUGCUGCCUUAGGAAACGGUGGUCUCGGACGUCUUGCGGCCUGCUUCCUCGACUCGAUGGCUUCUCUCAACUACCCAGCCUGGGGCUACGGCUUACGGUACCGAUAUGGUAUCUUUAAGCAGGAGAUCGUCGAUGGAUACCAGGUCGAGGUUCCAGACUACUGGCUGGACUUCAACCCAUGGGAGUUCCAGCGCCACGACAUUGUCGUUGAUAUCCAGUUCUACGGCAACGUCAACCGCUGGCAGGACGACGAGGGCAAGCAACAGUGCUCGUGGGAGGGCGGCGAGAUUGUCCAGGCUGUUGCUUUUGACGUUCCCGUUCCUGGCUACAAGACUGGCACUUGCAACAACCUCCGCCUUUGGGGCAGCAAGGCAGCCAGCGGCGAGUUUGACUUCCAGAAGUUCAACUCUGGCGAAUACGAGAGCUCUGUAGCUGACCAGCAGCGCGCUGAGACCAUCUCCGCUGUGCUCUACCCCAACGACAACCUUGACCGCGGUAAAGAGCUUCGCCUGAAGCAACAGUACUUCUGGUGCGCAGCUUCCCUCUACGACAUCGUGCGACGUUUCAAGAAGAGCCAGCGCGCCUGGAAGGAAUUCCCCAACCAAGUCGCGAUUCAACUCAACGACACUCACCCGACCUUGGCCAUUCCCGAGCUUCAGAGGAUAUUGGUCGAUAUCGAGGGCUUGGAGUGGGACGAGGCAUGGAGCAUCGUUCAGAAGACGUUUGGAUACACUAACCAUACCGUGCUUCCUGAGGCGCUCGAGAAGUGGUCUGUACCGCUCAUGCAGCACCUCCUCCCGCGCCACCUUCAGAUCAUCUACGAAAUCAACCUGCACUUCCUCCAGUUCGUCGAGCGUAACUUCCCGAAAGACCGCGAGAUGCUGGGUCGUGUCUCCAUCAUCGAAGAAUCGAACCCAAAGAUGGUCCGCAUGGCAUACCUUGCUUUGAUUGGCUCACACAAGGUCAACGGUGUAGCCGAGCUACAUUCCGACUUGAUCAAGACGACCAUCUUCAAGGAUUUCGUCAAGAUCUACGGACAGGAUAAGUUCACCAAUGUCACCAACGGCAUUACCCCGAGGAGAUGGCUCCACCAGGCCAACCCCAAGCUCUCGGCGCUUAUUGCGUCAAAGUUGGGCGGUCACGAGUUCCUGAAGGACCUCACCCUGCUGAACAAGCUAGAGGCGUUUGUUGACGACAAGGAGUUCCGCAAGGAGUUCCGCGACAUCAAGUACGCCAACAAGGUGCGACUCGCACAAUACAUCCUGGAGAACAACGGCGUCAAGGUCAACCCGGCAGCGCUGUUCGAUGUUCAAGUCAAGCGCAUUCACGAGUACAAGCGCCAGCAGCUCAACAUCUUCGGUGUGAUCCACCGUUACCUCCAGAUCAAGGCCAUGUCUCCCGAAGAUCGCAAGAAGCUAGCUCCUCGCGUGUCCAUCUUCGGUGGUAAGGCUGCACCAGGUUACUGGAUGGCCAAGACAGUCAUCCACCUCGUCAACAAGGUGGGUGAUGUUGUCAACAACGACAAAGAUGUCGGCGACGCUCUCAAGGUUGUCUACUUGGCCGAUUACAACGUUAGUAAGGCAGAGAUCAUCUGCCCUGCUAGCGACAUUAGCGAGCACAUUUCUACUGCUGGUACUGAGGCGUCGGGUACCAGUAACAUGAAGUUCUGCCUGAACGGCGGUCUCAUUAUCGGAACCUGCGACGGAGCCAACAUCGAGAUUACUCGCGAGAUUGGCGAACAGAACAUCUUCCUCUUCGGUAACCUUGCCGAAGAUGUCGAGGACCUCCGUCACAACCACAUGUACUCUCAAUACCAGCUGGACCCCCAGCUUGCCAACGUUUUCGAUGCGAUUCACAAUGGCAUGUUUGGCGAUGCGGACCAGUUCUCUGCUCUGAUCAACGGCAUCGUGGACCAUGGUGACUACUACCUCGUCUCUGACGACUUCGCAUCGUACAUCAAGACACAGGAGCUCAUCGAUGAGAGCUACAAGAACACUGAGGAGUGGACAACUAAGACCAUCACGACGGUUGCGCGCAUGGGUUUCUUCUCAAGUGAUAGAUGUAUCGACGAGUAUGCGGAGGCUAUCUGGAACGUUGAGCCGCUGCAGGUCAAGAGCGAGCCUGCGCCGUAG